CCAUGGUGAAUUUGGGCUGGAUUCCGGGCACGGGCCUGUUGCGGCAGGCCUGGGAUGCCACCCGUUUGGCCGGAGCUAUCAUUGAGAAGCGCCGUGAGAAGGCCGUGGUGCUAGCCCGUCAAGCCCAGCCGAUCCAGACUUUCAAAGGCGCCAAGGCCACGGCUCGCGUCAAAGAACUCUUUUAUGCCGGCCAGUAUGAAGCCGUGGCCCGCCUGUUUUUGCCGCAUGCCCUGGUUAACACGGCCAUCACCACCCGAGACUUGUAUUUCAAAAUUUGGGAUCUCUACUGGAUCUUCGCCGGACUUCGCGUGUUGUUGGCCUUGUGUCCGCAAAUCGGUUACGUUCAUCCCGACGAGUUCUUCCAAACGGUGGAAGUGGUCACGGGCGAUGUGUUCCACACGCACGUGGAACGCUCAUGGGAGUUCAACGUGACCAAUCCCAUUCGUAGCAUGGUCAUUCCCACUGUUUUGUUCGGCAGUCCGUUGCAACUCCUCAAGGGACUGAAUGCCGUAGUCCAUUAUUACACGGGCUGGCGGGUCAUCUCCGUUUAUUGGACGUUGGUUUUGCCCCGUUUGAUCACGGUGGCAUUGUCCUUUGGGGUGGACUACGCCGUCUAUCAAAUCUGUUUGCUCCACAAGCACAGCUACAACAAGUGUUUGACCACCUUGGCCAGUUCUUACGUGAUGCUCGUGUUUGGCUCCCGAACGUUUUCCAACACGCUGGAGAUGAUAUUCGUGUCGAUGUUGUUGUACAUGGUGGUGCAUUGCAUGAAACGCACCGCUGAAACGGUCUACCUUCAGUCCCUCGUUCAAGAAGCUUACGAUAAGGCCGAUUCCGUGACCGAGAAGGUCAAACUCAAUCGGAAGAAGAAGAUCAUUCCUGAGCACGACUUCAAGUACUUCUGGCCCAUCUCCGUGCUCUGCAUUGUGGGCUUCUUCAAUCGACCCACGUUUGUGUGUUUUGCCGUGGCGCCGUUGUUUUACUGGUUCCAACGGGGCGUGGCUACGGAUUCCUACUUCACUCCGUUCCAAAUCUUCAAUUUUCGCAUGGCCUCAUUGGUACCAGGUGCUGCUCUCACUGGUUGUCUCUUUGUGCUCUUCGAUUCGUUGUAUUAUGGAGAAUUAACUUGGCACAAAUUGUGGUGGUUAACUAUGAGUUGGUCGGACUGGAAAUGUACCCCAUUACAGUUUAUCCUAUACAAUGUGGUACCGGGCAAUCUGGACCAGCAUGGCACGCACCCUCAUUACCUGCAUACCCUCAUCAACAUUCCGUUAUUGUUCGGUCCCUUGGGUGUUAUCUCUCUGAUCUCGGCCGCAUAUUUUUUCUGCGAGAUGCUCUGCAAUGAAUGGCGAAAGAAGCCCGGAGUACGAACGGCUUACGCCCUAACCACAUUUACAUUCAUGGUGUCCCUCGGGAGUUUGUCUUUGAUCCCACACCAAGAGCCAAGGUUUCUGAUUCCUUUGAUACUGCCCUUAGUCAUUAUGAAUGCUCACAAACUUCGUUGGCGACUGGGUGGUUGGCGGCCUUUGCUCGGGCUCUGGUACUUAUUCAAUGUUCUGAUGGUGAUCUUCUACGGAUUUAUACAUCAAGGAGGUGUUCUCCCCACGAUUUCGUUCAUCGCUAACCAGAAAUUCCAAUCUGGAACACAAGAGGCCAAUUUUGUGUUCUCACAUACUUACAUGCCACCUCAGUUUUUGCUCCUUCAGCCCAAAAGUUACUCCCCACAUUCCCGAAUCAUUCGGGAUGACGAUGUCCGGAUUCGUUUCCACGACCUGGCUGGAGCUUCCAUGGAAGUUCUCAGUGAGAAGCUGAUCACGUUGGGCUCGAGAUCGGAUUUCCUAAGCAAGCAAAGGGCCAUCGAAAACUUUGUGGUGCUGCCAUCGCAUUUAAUUCGCCAACUCAUGGUGAAGAGCCAGGACCGAUUGAGAUUCGAGCCCAUUUUUAAAGUGAGUCCUCACUUGUCCACAGAGAGCCCUCCCAGUUUCGAUGGGUUCUUCAACAAACUCGGCGACGUCCGAGCCGGUCCAAUGGAGAUCGGAAGCGAACUCAUCACCACAUUGACUCACAUGACAUUGAGCAUGUAUAGGGUGACUUUGUCGAACGGACUGCACAAAGUGGAGCUUCUCGCCGAGGCAGCCGAACUUAUCUAAGCUUUAUUUAUGUUCAGUCGCACGAACAAUGCACCAAUCGGGGUCUACCUAACUGCCCUUAUUAACUCUUAACCCAAGCACUGCAACAAUCCUAGGCCGAAUUUAAUUUGCAGAAAAUAUUGUUUCCUUAUUUAACUAUACACCAGAAAUACAUCCUGAUUCUCAAAGAAGAUAAGUUUAUUUAUGGACUCUGACGGUCAAAUGUUUCUGGGACCCGGAAAGGCCGGCAUCAGCUUUGGUAAGCGUGGUUUUCUCCGGCGUAAUCUAAACCGCGUGCGACAAUACUUGUAAGAGACGUAGCAGACACCGCAAAGCAAACAGAAUAUCCAAAACAUCGUCCAACUCAAAUGGUCCUCAAUACCGAACACCCGCGAGUCCUGGGCCCCAAUCCAAU
Tigriopus californicus is the source of this 2544-nucleotide messenger RNA. It is a transcript of the gene PIG-Z, whose product is annotated as GPI mannosyltransferase 4-like. NCBI's taxonomy places the organism in Eukaryota, Metazoa, Arthropoda, Copepoda, Harpacticoida, Harpacticidae. The record is from RefSeq and is a predicted model, not a curated record. Gene Ontology annotation, molecular function: alpha-1,2-mannosyltransferase activity. Gene Ontology annotation, biological process: GPI anchor biosynthetic process. Gene Ontology annotation, cellular component: endoplasmic reticulum membrane.